This is a messenger RNA of Cylindrotheca closterium, 1314 nucleotides long. Lineage: Eukaryota; Bacillariophyta; Bacillariophyceae; Bacillariales; Bacillariaceae. The record is from the annotation of a GenBank genome assembly.
AUGUCCACCACAUCGUCUGUGGACAGUGCUAAUCAAGCGGCAGAUUUUUUACCAGAAACGAAUGAAGCGACAGUAGUGGACGAAAUGAAAGAAGAAAAGCACAACGAAGCAGACGAGAAGCAGCAACAAGAAGCUGGGGAAUCUGAAGAGACACAAAAAGUUCAAAAUGAAGAGGCUCUAGCGCAAACAAUGUCACUGGAUGUGGCAUAUAAAUCCCUUGAGAUGAUCCGGAAAGUCAAUUUGCAAGUCGAAUUUGGUAGAGAAAUUGAAGACACAGAAUGCGUAUUGUCUCUGCGACAGGCUAGAGAGGCACCCGAACUGAUGCCAGGAACCCAAAGUCGAUUCCGGCGAUGGGUUUCCGAGAAGUCAGUCCCCAAGGCAAGCCCAUGCUUGACCUGUGGAACUCCAGUUUCGAAGGCUUUUCGAUCCCCUGAGUUCGCAAGGCAAAACAUUGUCGUUUGCGUAGAUUGUGCCAAUCUCUUCUCUCUUGACUACCUAAUGAAAAAUAUUGUCCACUCAGAGGUGGAUUCUAUAGAUUCUACAGAAACAAGGAAAAGAAAGAUGAAUCAUAUGCUAGAGGUAUAUGAUAGGGCUCUUUUGAUACUGACGUAUUCCGUUCAAUUCAUUGACGACGUUGUCGUAGCUCUUGAACAGAACACUUCCAGACACAACAAGGUUGGAUUGGGUAGCAGUGCAACUGGAAUGGUGUCUGGUGGGUUGGGUGUGGCAGCUGCGGCAACUAUUUUCACUCCUGUUGGGCCUCCAUUAUUGCUGGCUAGCAUUCUCUUUGGAAGCGGUGCUGCAGCUGCGGAUGCUGCUAGUGAGGCGGUCAAUUAUCGCGGCGAACCCAACAAAAUGGCUGACAGAAUACUGACGCUCAAUUCUAUUAUCGGCUGCAUCUCACGUCUACCAGCUACGAUCGACAUGGAAACGACAGCAGAAGAAGAGGAUGUCAUACACACGGCAGAAGGUCAAGCAUCGUUGCACUGGAGAAGGACGGCCAUGAACGGAUUAAAGCCACUUACAGCAGGAGCCCUAUCUGCUGUCUCCAUUUUUACAGAAGCGCGUGAGAUGAAAAGCACUGUGGCCAAGAUCCGAGCUGGUAAUCCGUGCGAAAAGGCGGAGCGACUGAAGCAAGUGAAAGAAAACGUUCCAUUCCUUCCGAAAACAGACAUCUUGUCCAAUCAGUUGCAAGGUGCCCUUCGCCGACAACAUGAAAUUGCCAGCAGUCAGAAUGAAACAAAGUCUUCCACAGAUGAGGUAACAACUACAGCUGAUGAAGCUACUGCUGAUGACGAUACUGCCAGUACAUGA